Molecule: messenger RNA, 1455 nt
Organism: Hyaloperonospora brassicae
Lineage: Eukaryota; Oomycota; Peronosporomycetes; Peronosporales; Peronosporaceae
Source: the annotation of a GenBank genome assembly
AUGCUGGCGAGCGGCGUGUUCAGCGGCGUAAUGGCUGCCACUCUCAUUGCCGUUGCUGCCUACGCCAUUGUCGUGAGUCGCCGGAUGGACAUUCAGUCGGUCCAAAGCUUUGUCAGUGCCAAGAACUCGACCACGACGCUGCGGCUCGCGUGGUGUUUGUUCUCGGCCGGCAUUGGCGCUGGAACGCUCUUUUCGUACCCGCAGAUUGGCGUGGACGCAGGCGCGUGGGGCGUCAUUGGCUACGCGCUCUCUGGCGUAGUCGGCAUGCUCGUGCUCGCUCUUGUUGGGCCGUCCACGCGCUCGGCCCUCGGCGAGAACGUCACGAUGACGGACGUUGUCUCGCAGCGCUUUGGCUACGUGUUGCAAGUCUACGUCGGCUUCAUCUCGAUGUUCUACCAGUUCAUCUGCCUCGCGUCCGAGUACACGUGCAUUGCCCAGCUCACGACAAUGCUGUCGCCCAGUGCGCACCCGAUCGUGCCGAUCCUCAUUGUCGCGUUCCUCACGAACCUCUACCUCGUGAUCGGCGGCCUGCGCGCGAGCUUGGCGACCGACGUGUGGCAAGGCAUUGGCGUCGUGGCGCUCGUCACGAUCGUUUGCAUCGCAAUGUUCUUCCACGUGUCGAUCCCCGACGGCGCCUGGGCCCGCACGAACGUCGCUGCGUUCACGACCACCGGCUUUGAGACACUCGUGACGCUCGUGAUUGCAGUGACGGCGUCCAAUUUGUUCUUCACGGGCUUCUGGCAACGCGUGUACGCGGCCUACGACGACCGCACGUUGCGCAGAGGGGCCGUGCUUGCCAGCGUGAUCAUUGCAUUGUUCACCGUGGCGCUUGCCAUCGCCGGCAUGGUGUCGUAUCUCGCGUACCCAGACGGUGCCUUGUUCUUCGCGAUCCUCAUCGACAUGGGCCGCGGCUGGCAAGUGCUCAUUGUUGUAGUGAUUGCCAUGUUAUCAAGCGGCGUGUCCGAUUCGAUUCAAAUUGGACUGGCAGCUGAGCUCACCACGUGCUUCCCCACGAUGUCGUUGGUACACGCGCGCAUUGUCUGUGUGCUCCUCAACGCGCCUGCGAUCGCCAUCGGCUACCAGCAGUACGACAUCCUGACACUGUACCUCAUUGCUGAUCUCCUGUGCACGGCUGCCGUUGGUCCCAUGCUGCUGUGCACGUGGAAGCGCGCGACCCGUCCAGGUGCACUCGCUGGCAGCGCUUCUGGUCUGGUCACGAUCUUUGUCUGUGGCGUCAUCAUGCAGGGCAAGUUCGUGGGCGGCUUCAACUGGUUCGUCUUGCCAGAAGGUCUCUACUCGCAGAACAGCAUGAUCACGUUCAUCGUGACGUUGAUCAUACCCCCCGUCGUCACCAUCGCCGUGUCUUUGAUGACGGAACCGAGUGCCAACGAAGUGAACAGGGACGACAGCUACCUGCUGCAGCACUCAUUUGUCCAAGAAAGCACCAAAGCGUAG